ACAGCACUAGUAAUGGAGAUGGACAGCAUUUACACUGGGCUGCAGAAACCCUCGGAGGAUGUCUACUCCACAGUAAACCAACCCCAGGGCAAGAGAGCAGGUGCACAACAAGGGGACCCCACCCUGCCUGUGAGUGCUGCUGGCAAAGCCUCUUCAUACAGACAGCCUGCACUGGUUCUCCUCAUCCUGUGCUGUCUCUUACUGGCUGCCAUCAUCUCCCUCGCUGUCUACCAUUUAAAAUCUCCUAAAGAAGACCAAGAAAAAUAUAUCGUCCAACUGAGGAAUGUUUCUUUAUUUUAUGGUCAAUUGGAGUCGAAGCACUACAUCUUGACCAGUCAAUACAGCAGACUCAAUGAAACCCAUUCAGAACUGCAGAGCAACUGCAGCAGACUCAAUACAUCACUAUCUAAAUGCAAACAAGAGAACGAGAAGCUGUCCCUGAAAUCCUCAAUCUUGGAUAAAUAUUGUCCUCUCCCUUUGAAUGACAACAACUGUAAGCUGUGUCCAGAGAAGUGGAUGCAGUUCAAUGGAAAGUGCUACUACUUCUCAACUGAUAAUAUGAACUGGAACUCCAGCCGUGAUAACUGCACAUCAAUGGGGGGGGCACCUGGUGAUUAUAGAGAGCAAGGCAGAGCAGACAACAACUGUAAGCUGUGUCCAGAGAAGUGGAUGCAGUUCAAUGGAAAGUGCUACUACUUCUCAACUGAUAAUAUGAACUGGAACUCCAGCCGUGAUAACUGCACAUCAAUGGGGGGGGCACCUGGUGAUUAUAGAGAGCAAGGCAGAGCAGGAUUUCUUAUCGAACCAGGCCGGCAGUAUCAAAUACUGGAUUGGACUGAAUGAUCAGGCUAUAGAAGGACAGUGGCGCUGGAUGGACAACACAACUCUAAAUCCUAAUGAAGCAUACUGGGGCAAAAGGGAUGAUGGUGUAGAACCCGAAAAUUAUACUGGAGAAGAUCCACUGGGGGAAGACUGUGUUCAUUUUGCUAAGUAUAAAAAUUUCACACCCAGCUGGUACGAUGCUUCCUGUACUAAGAGUUCAAAUCAAAGGAUUUGUGAAACAGUGGCAGCGAUUAUAAAACCAUGAUAUCUGUAAUCCCUCCCUCCCUCAAAACAACUGUAACAUCUAAUGCUUUCAAUCAUUUUAAUAUUCUUAUAAUAAUAAUUGACUUGAACUGUUUCUUGCUGAGAACUGAACUUUUUGAUGGAUGUAAUGUUUGAACGCUUUCAAGAGAGGUAGCACCUGUUCUUGUAAAAUAAAGGAGUUACUGACUGCUUGCCCAGUCCAGAUAAUCCUGAACAUAUUCAAGGUAAUGUUGAUCUAAUAGGCAUCUUGGUUAUCCUUUAGUUAUUUUUUUUUUAUUUUCACGCAGUGUUUUUAUAUGUAUUAAAUUAGAAUUGACUUUAUGAUUUUUAUUUCUAUAAACAUCUGCUUGAUUUAUUAUUGGUUUAAGUUUGAUCUGAUUUGAUUGCACUCGCUGAUGUCUGUGUUUCCUUUUUUUCGGUUGUUUCGGUUCUGCGUUUCCCCCUCCCCGAGUGCAUUGAUUGGCCAGCAAGAAUGACUUCUGUCUCCAGCCCUAGUUGUCAUAGCGAACCAAAGCCAAGUGAUGUCAUUGGCUGGUUUACAACCUGCUCCUCCAGUGGUCUGUCCUUUCUAAUUUCACCACGGCGUUUAAAUAAUAAUAAUAAUAAUAAUAAUAAUAAUAAUAAUAAACUUUAUUUUGUAUAACGCCCUUAAAAGCAAUCAUCACAGAGCGCUUCACAAUUAAUAGUACAGCAAUAAAUAAACAGAUUAUACAUAAAAAAAAGCACAAGGAAAUAAAACAAUCAUAACAAUCAUAAAAACGCCUUUCUAAAAAAGGAAGUCUUUAAAUUAGCUUUAAAACACUCAAAGAAGCCGAGUCCCUGAUCUCUAGUGGAAUAGAGUUCCAUGAUUUGGGGCAUAGCAACAGAAGGCGCAGGCGAGCAGAAGGGAUACACAACAGUGUGAGAUCAGCAGAGCGGAGGUUGCGAGUGGGAGGGUAAAAAGAUCAAAGAUCUGACAGAUAAGUCAGAGCUAGCCCAUGAAGAGACUCAUAUGUCAGCAUUAAAAUUUUAAAAUAAAUUCUAAACCUGAUAGGCAGCCAGUGCAAGGCCUCCAAGACAGGAGUGAUGUGAGCUCUUGUCCUGCGAUUGCUGUAAAGUGGAGUGGAAAGGGGCCCCUUUGACCCGAGGUAAACUACCAGACCGGACCAGACCAGACCAGACCAGACCAGACCAGACCAGACCAGACCAGACCAGACCAGACCAGACCAGACCAGACCAGACAUUUUAAUAGCGUGACACUUUGGUGUUCUUAAGGAGAAGCACAGUUACUACCGACCGGAAUAAGAGACCUGUUGGAAGGUGUUCAGAGGGUGUUUGGUGCGGUGAGUUUUUCGAGUGACACGUUUUGGACGUUAUGUAAAUUAUAUUUCAUAUUUGCUAUUCGCUUUUAGCUAUGUAAAGAAAAUCUCUGCUUGUACUGGGUCGAGAGUUUACCUCUGUUACAGUUUUAGUGCAUUGUAAUUUGUGAUUGGUGUGUAUGCUGCUGCUUAUUGUUUUACUGUAUUGUAUGUAUUUGUAUUAAGAUAUUUGGGUUUGUCUCUGAUUUUUUUAAAGGGGAAACUGGGUUGCAUAACUUGCUGUAUUGUAUUAAAUUAUUAUUAUUAUUUUUUUAUCCUCCCCAGAUGUGCAGAUACUGUAGUUGUGGGUAAUUAGUAUUGAUUUUGCUUGUCUGUAGUGGUUAUAGAUUUGUUUAAUUGCACAGAAGGUAUUUGGAGUUUUCACUGCUGUUUGAAAUUGUUUGUAUAUUUAUGUUAUUUCUAUUUAAUUAUAUGUUUCUUUUGCUUUAUGACUGCGCUUUUGGGAUUUGAUAUGACUGUAAAUUGACUGCAAUUUAAGAUUUAAGGCAAGAUCUAGCAAUAGCCUGGUGAGAACCGUUUGUGUUAAUGUGCUCUUGUAUCUAUUUUAUCCUUGUGUGUGUAAUAAACUUGCUGAACGUGAUACCUGCCUUGUUUCUCUUCAUCUCUCAUUACCUUCCACUGCCUCUCUCCUGAAUCAAAGAACAUUGUUUUAAUUGAAAUUCAUUUUUAUUGGUGGUGUUGUGCGCCCCUCCUCGAUUAGCAAGCAGGGCCUUACAGCUCAGCCCUCUUACCACUCUUUUUGGCGGGUGAAUCUCAAUUUUGUUUUAAAUAACUAUUUCUGGGGGUGCAAUUCCCUCAGUGGUGUAAUCAGCUAUAACAAUAUCUAUGCUAUUUCUGUAGUACUAGCCUUAUGAUUUAAGGGGUGUUACAUUCAUAUUAGAGAAAUGUGAAUCCAGAGAGAUAAUUGAAAGGAGCGCAACCUGCUGCUGCUGCUUCUCAGACAAUUCAUCACUUUAGUGAGAUAGUGCCUGAGAAGAACGCAAGUAAGACAGAAAGUAAGGGAGAUGAAAAGGUGGGUUAGCGAGCAGGACUGAGACACAGACUUGGAGGAUAAAACACAGAGCCAGCUGAUCUUCCCCGAAGCGACCUACUGUUGAAGGACAGACGCCUGUCGCCUGUGUUCCCUCUAGAAUCUGGGUAAUAUCCAUGUUCAGUGUUAUACUUGCU
Acipenser ruthenus (sterlet) is the source of this 3611-nucleotide messenger RNA. RefSeq names its product C-type lectin domain family 4 member G-like. The transcript has 7 exons. Lineage: Eukaryota; Metazoa; Chordata; Actinopteri; Acipenseriformes; Acipenseridae. Bases 13 to 843 code for a protein of 276 amino acids. The record is from RefSeq and is a predicted model, not a curated record.